GCUUAACCCACUGAGCCACCCAGGCGCCCCUCCCACAUCUCUUUCCACCCUGACUGGCCACUGGGAAGCCAUUUCUCUGACUUGUGGCCUCCGGAAAGGAAAGCAUCUGGCAAAGGCUCAUGCCCGGGGUCCCAGGUGUGGAGCUAACCAAGUCAUUUUCUGCCAGUGCAGUGGUGGCCAUUGAGGACCAGGUGUUGGUGCAGAUCCCGGGGGCUUUGCCCUUGGUCCCAGGCAGAGGAGAGCUGUGGGAGCAGGACCCGAUGGCCUGGUACAGAGCCCAGAAAGGGCCUCAAUUCCUGCCGCUGCCCACUCUGUUUACAGACAGGCUGCUGCCCUCCCUGGGCGAGAGGGAAGGGGUGAGAGCAGAUGCCAAGAUGGCACGAGGCUGGGCAUGUGCCUGGUCUCAGAUGGUGUCAAAGGAGUGUCACACACCUGGAGGUGUCACUCUGAGGACCUCUGCCCCCAGUGGAGCAUCUUGAUCUCUUGAGAAGCUGACUGCUGACCCCAGGCGGCGGCUGGAGCCCAGGGACCCCCACCCCCACUCUGGGCCGAGAGUCCCCCAUCGGUGAGCCUUGGCUCUGCUUAUAGCAUCUGACGCCAGAGGGGCUGAAAAUAGCCCCUGGAGGAGGUGGAGGAGGGGGCUAUUUAAAGGGCCUGGGAGGAGCAGAGCUGAGAGCCAGUGAGCACUGAUCAUGGCCACUGCAGAGCUGAUCUGCCAGGUGUCCGAGGAGGACCGUGAGCGGCGAGAAGCCUUCUGGGCUGAAUGGAAGGACCUGACGCUGUCCACGCGGCCUGAGGAGGGUUGCUCUCUGCAUGAGGAGGACACCGAGCGGCAUGAGACCUACCACCGGCAGGGCCAGUGCCGGGCGCUGGUGCAGCGCUCUCCCUGGUUGGUGAUGCGGAUGGGCCUCCUCGGCCACGGGCUGCAGGAGUAUCUGCUGCCCUACCAGCGCGUGCUGCCACUGCCCAUCUUCACCCCUGCCAAGAUGGGUGCCGCCAAGGAGGAGCGCGAGGACACCCCCACCCAGCUGCGGGAGCUGCUGGCACUGGAGACAGCCCUGGGUGGCCAGUGUGUGGAGCGCCAGGACGUGGCCGAGAUCACCAAGCAGCUGCCCCCUAUGGUGCCUGUCAGCAAGCCCGGCGCCCUGCGUCGCUCCCUGUCCCGCUCCAUGUCCCAGGAAGCACAGAGAGGCUGAGACAGACGGUGACUCGGGCUCUAAUGUGCCUGCCGUGGGCUCGGCCCUUCCUGGCUAGUACCAUGGAGGGGAGCUGCUGGCCAUGGACGCUUUGUAGUUUGCCCAGAGUUAGGGGCUGGGGGAGGAGGGAGCCAGAGGCCAGGAUGCCUGGGUCCCCUGAGUUCCCAAAGGGAGGGGAGCAAAGACAGUGGGCACAAAGGCUGGAGAGCUGGGGGCUGGCACAGCCAAACAUCCCCAGCCCCAGGAGAAAGGACAAAAGAUGCUGGUGAGGACAGAGGUCCCUGAGGGGAGUGACCCUGGUCCAGGCUCCAGCUUCAGAGAAGGACGAGGAAAAGGGGUCUGGAAUGCUCUAGGAAGGAGGCUUGGAGGAGACUAGAGUGAGAGGGAUGUGAAGAAGGCAGAGGCAGAGUGGAGCCCCCAGCAUCCUCUGUUAGUGCUGCAAUAAAUGCUCAGUUGUGUUCCAGA
Molecule: messenger RNA, 1661 nt
Organism: Neogale vison (American mink)
Lineage: Eukaryota; Metazoa; Chordata; Mammalia; Carnivora; Mustelidae
Gene: TCAP
Product: titin-cap
Exons: 2
Coding region: 693-1196 (167 amino acids)
Biological process (GO): skeletal muscle contraction; cardiac myofibril assembly; skeletal muscle myosin thick filament assembly
Cellular component (GO): Z disc
Molecular function (GO): structural constituent of muscle; protein-macromolecule adaptor activity; titin Z domain binding
Source: RefSeq, a predicted model, not a curated record